Messenger RNA from Ixodes scapularis (black-legged tick), 761 nucleotides. RefSeq names its product EEF1A lysine methyltransferase 2. The record is from RefSeq and is a predicted model, not a curated record. Bases 46 to 720 code for a protein of 224 amino acids. Gene Ontology annotation, molecular function: protein-lysine N-methyltransferase activity. Gene Ontology annotation, biological process: peptidyl-lysine dimethylation; peptidyl-lysine monomethylation. NCBI's taxonomy places the organism in Eukaryota, Metazoa, Arthropoda, Arachnida, Ixodida, Ixodidae. The transcript has 7 exons. Gene Ontology annotation, cellular component: cytoplasm.
CCAAUGGAAUAAACGAACGUUAAGGAGGUUGAAAAUAUUUCGAAUAUGGCCGCGCCCAGUAAACAGAGCGUGGAGUUGAAUCCGUCUGAACUUGGAACCAAAGAAUAUUGGGAGCAAGCAUACGUUCAAGAACUAGACAACUUUGCAGACCAUGGCGACGUUGGAGAAGUGUGGUUUGGUGUUGGCAACGAGCUCCGCGUCGUCAAAUGGCUUCUGGCGCACGUCACCAAGUCGAGCAGCAUCCUUGACCUGGGCUGUGGCAAUGGACAUCUCCUAGUGCAGCUGGCCAAGCAGGGAUACACCGCUGUCACGGGAGUCGAUUACGUCACCAAGGCCGUUGACCUGGCGAAAGAACUUGCUGCAAAGGAAGAUGUUGCCAUUUCCUUCGAGGUGGCCGACAUUCUCGAAGACGCUUUUCCGUCCGAGCACUGCCUGUCGAAGACCUACGAUGUGGUUCUGGACAAAGGAACUUACGAUGCCAUCAGCCUGUCGCCGGAUGAACCUGCAGCGAAACGGCAGCGCUACCUGGAGCUGGUGGCACGCCUCCUUCCGGUUAAUGGCCGGCUCGUGAUCGUGUCGUGCAACUGGACUCGUGAUGAGCUGCUGAGCCACUUUGCACCAGUCCUGUCGCUGUGCGACGGCAUCCCAACCCCGUCGUUUGUGUUUGGCGGGAGCCAGGGGAACUCCGUCACUUCGCUCGUCUUUGCCCGCAGCUCCUGACAUCGCGACCCAAUGCCAAAAAAUAAAAGGGUGCCUCCUCU